AGGCAGUUUACAGAGUGUACAGAGUCAGUUUACGGAGUCAUUUUACAGUUUACACAGUCAUUUUACUGGGCUACGAAUUGAAGUGACCAUCACCUAUUAGGAAAGUUUGAUCGGAUAGAAAGGCUUUCGCCGAUAGAUGCACAAAUGCAAGACAUGGACUUGAUGGAUGGUGGGCGACCUGUGCAAGUGGUACUUGCCCAUUCAGAUCAUACCUUCGAAUUAGAUGAAGCUGCAUUGUCAGAAAUUCUCCUACAUGACGACGUGAAAGAUAGAAAUAUAGUUGUGGUAUCUGUUGCGGGUGCCUUCAGAAAAGGCAAAAGUUUCCUUCUUGACUUUUUUCUUCGUUAUAUGAACAACAAAUACACGUUACAAAACGAUACUGAUUCCUGGUUGGGUGCCGAGGACGAGCCACUUAGUGGUUUUUCAUGGAGGGGAGGUUCCGAGAGGGAUACCACGGGAAUAUUGAUGUGGUCGAAGGUUUAUCCUGCUACUUUGGCGAACGGUGAAAAAAUCGCUGUGAUUCUUAUGGACACUCAAGGCACUUUCGACAGUCAGUCGACAGUACGGGACUGCGCGACCGUGUUCGCGUUGAGUACGAUGCUGUCCUCCGUGCAAAUAUACAAUCUGUCGCAAAAUAUUCAGGAGGAUGAUCUUCAGCACCUACAAUUGUUCACCGAGUACGGUAGACUGGCGCUGGAAAGCUCCGAGAGCACGCCCUUCCAAAGAUUGCAAUUUUUAGUCAGAGACUGGGUUUAUCCGUACGAGGCCGAUUACGGUGCAAACGGCGGAAAGAAAUUGCUCGACAACAGACUGGAGAUUUCCGACAGGCAGCAUCCGGAAUUACAGAGCUUGCGAAAGCACAUUAAGUCCUGCUUUUCGGACAUAUCGUGUUUCCUCAUGCCGCAUCCCGGUCUCGAGAUCGCGACGAAUCCGAGAUUCGACGGUAGAUUAUCCGAGAUAAAGGCAGAGUUCAAAAAACAGUUGAAAGUGCUCAUACCGAUGAUACUGGCGCCGGAAAAUCUGGUGACCAAGAAGAUCAACGGCCAAGUCGUGAAAGCGAAAGAUCUGUUGGAAUAUUUUAAGAGUUACAUCAAUCUAUACAAGGGAGAUGAACUUCCCGAACCGAAAAGCGUGUUUGUGGCCACAGCAGAAGUUAACAAUUUAACCGCUGUAGCAGAGGCUAAUGAUUUAUACGUUCAGAUGAUGGACGAGGUGUUCGAAGAGAGAUCGUUUUUAACGACCGCUCACUUAGAAUUCGUACAUCAACACUGUAUGGACACAGCUCUUCGUCAAUUCCAAAAUAAACGAAAAAUGGGCGGAGAAGAAUUUAGUCAAAUAUAUAUGGAAAAAUUGAUUAAAGACAUGGAUGAUACUUUUUUGAAAAUUAAGGCACACAAUGAGCGCAGAAAAAUACCAGGGCGAAGACUGCGAAAACUGUUUUUAGCCAUUCCUCUCGUUUCAGGUGUAUGUACAUUUUUUUGCGCACCAGCGUAUGGUAUAUACAUAGCUGCAUGGUAUGCAUACAUAUAUUUAGGUUUGGAGGUCGUUUUUAAGGACGUGAUGAAUUAA
This is a messenger RNA of Temnothorax curvispinosus, 1569 nucleotides long. RefSeq names its product atlastin-like. Gene Ontology annotation, biological process: protein homooligomerization; endoplasmic reticulum organization. NCBI's taxonomy places the organism in Eukaryota, Metazoa, Arthropoda, Insecta, Hymenoptera, Formicidae. Gene Ontology annotation, molecular function: GTP binding; GTPase activity. The coding region runs from base 145 to 1569 and encodes 474 amino acids. The record is from RefSeq and is a predicted model, not a curated record. The transcript has 5 exons.